Messenger RNA from Neomonachus schauinslandi (Hawaiian monk seal), 2177 nucleotides. RefSeq names its product tRNA mitochondrial 2-thiouridylase (gene TRMU). Gene Ontology annotation, cellular component: mitochondrion. Gene Ontology annotation, biological process: tRNA wobble position uridine thiolation. The record is from RefSeq and is a predicted model, not a curated record. Gene Ontology annotation, molecular function: sulfurtransferase activity. Lineage: Eukaryota; Metazoa; Chordata; Mammalia; Carnivora; Phocidae. The coding region runs from base 41 to 1306 and encodes 421 amino acids. The transcript has 11 exons.
GAAGCGUCGGCCGAGGCCGCGGGAGGUUGGCGGUGAGCUGAUGCAGGCGGCGCGGCACGUCGUGGUCGCCCUGUCCGGCGGGGUGGACAGCGCCGUGGCCGCGCUACUGCUGAGGCGGAGAGGCUACCAAGUGACAGGGGUGUUCAUGAAGAACUGGGACAUGCUGGAUGAACAUGGAGUUUGCACUGCUGACAGAGACUGUGAAGAUGCUUAUAGAGUUUGCCAGAUCCUAGACAUCCCUUUCCACCAAGUGUCCUAUGUGAAGGAGUAUUGGAAUGACGUGUUCAGUGAUUUUUUAAGUGAAUAUGAAAAAGGAAGGACUCCCAAUCCUGACAUAGUCUGCAACAAGCACAUCAAGUUCAGUUGUUUUUUCCAUUAUGCUGUGGAUAAUCUCGGAGCAGACGCAGUUGCCACAGGUCACUACGCCAGAACCUCACUGGAGGAUGAGGAAGUCUUUCAGCAGAAGCACAUGAGGAGGCCAGAAGGGCUUUUCAGAAAUCGAUUUGAAGUCAGAAAUGCGGUAAAACUUCUUCAAGCAGCUGACAGCUUUAAAGACCAGACCUUCUUUCUCAGCCAGGUUUCCCAAGAUGCCCUGAGGAGAACCCUCUUCCCUCUGGGGGGGCUAACGAAAGAUUUUGUCAAGAAAAUAGCUGCUGAGAAUAGACUCCAUCACGUGCUUCAGAAGAAAGAGAGCAUGGGCAUCUGUUUCGUUGGUAAAAGAAAUUUUGAAAAUUUCAUCCUUCAGUAUUUACAGCCUCGACCUGGUAAAUUUAUUUCUAUAGAAGACAAUAAAGUUCUGGGAACACACAAAGGUUGGUUCCUGUAUACUUUGGGCCAGAGAGCCAAGAUAGGCGGCUUACGGGAGCCCUGGUAUGUGGUGGAGAAGGACGGCACCAAGGGCGACGUGUUUGUGGCCCCCCGGACAGACCACCCGGCUCUGUACAGGGACCUGCUGCGGACCAGCCGCGUGCACUGGAUCGCGGAGGAGCCGCCCACCGCCCUGGUCCGGGACAAAAUGAUGGAGUGCCACUUCCGGUUCCGCCACCAGAUGGCGCUAGUGCCCUGUGUGCUGACCCUCAAUCAAGACGGCACCGUGUGGGUGACGGCUGUGAAGGCUGUGCGGGCCCUGGCCCCGGGACAGUUUGCCGUUUUCUACAAAGGGGAUGAGUGUCUGGGCAGCGGGAAAAUCCUGCGCUUGGGGCCAUCUGCCUACAUACUCCAGAAGGGCAAGAGCAAGUCCAGAGUGGCCACCGAGAGCCCCGGCGACGGCCCCGGCAAUGGCCCACGGCUGGGCCCCGCGCUCUGAAGGAGGCCGAGCUGCCGCCGAGCGCCCGGGAGCAGACACGGAGGAGCAGAGCCUGGGGUGGAGCAGUCGGGGGGAGCUUGGCUUGAGUCUGCCGCCCCAGUUCUAUCCAGGUGGCCAGGGUUCCAGCAAGCCUCCCGAGCCUGGGAGAGCCCCAGAAAGGCCUGCCCUGUCUUCUCCAAGUUGGUGCUCUGGCCAGAAGGACUUGCUGCCGAGUGGGUGGGUCCCAAGGGCCCCGCUUGCAGAGUUGCUCUUUCGUGCCCCAGGGAAGGCCUCCCACCCGCAAGCACACAGGCGGACUGCGGAGGAGGCUGCAGGGCCCGCAUCCAAUAAAAUGAGUGUCUGGGACACAGAGCCUGCCGGACUCUCCUGGGGAGGGAGCAGGCCUCCGGUGCACAGCUUGGGCAGAGGGACGCCAGCCCUGCUCCCCCGUUCACUGCCCCCCCCCCCAUGCCCUCCCUCCCUCACCUGUGUCGGAAAGCGAGUCCCAGCCCGCAGGGGUGCAGUGCGGGUGUGUGAGGGGGCCGGCUGCGCCAAGGCCAUCUCUCCCCCUGCAGAGCACCCGGUGCCCUGGCUGCGGUCACAGGGAAACCAGGACUGAGGGGCCUUCGUCCCAGUGGGGCGGGGCUCGGCGGGUGUUCCCUGCGGGGCAGCUUACUCACCAGAAGUCUGGGCCCCCGCGGUGCCUUCGGCCGAGGUUCCCCCAGUGGUUCGCCGACGGCCGACUUCUCGCUAUGUCCUCAACGGCCAGAGGGGCGAUGGGUCUUUCUGGGGCCUCACACCGUGCCAUCCCCCGGGGCUCCACCCUCACGACCCAAGUGCCUCCCAAAGAGCUCCUCUGUUCACACCAUCACAUCGGGGAUUUAGGGUUUCC